AUGCAGAGCAUGGGGGAAGGGCUGGGAUGUGACAGGAGAGGGUGGAUCUGUCAGUCAUUCUGUCAACCAGAGUUAUCAAAUGCUCACUGUGCAGAACUCUGCUUCAGAUCGGGUAUGGACACAGAGUGGUCUGAAAAUUAUGCAAAAGAGGCUCUGGACACCCUGGGAGGCCCCAAAUCAGUUUCAGGUACCAGAUUCUCUGUUUGCUGGUGGUACUGUGGCAGCAGGGAGUACCUCCCCCCGCCCCCACCUUGGUUCUCCUGCCUGAGAGGCUGGAGGCCUGUGGCAAAGCAACCCUUUAAGUCUUUUCUCUCUCCCUCCUGUUUAACAGCAGAAUGUCAACGCCGGGCUGCUUGUCUGGCUGUCUUGGGGGUUCAGUUGAGAGGCCAGGCCAUCUGUCUAAGUCUUGGGCUCCCAUAA
Molecule: messenger RNA, 420 nt
Organism: Rangifer tarandus platyrhynchus (Svalbard reindeer)
Lineage: Eukaryota; Metazoa; Chordata; Mammalia; Artiodactyla; Cervidae
Source: the annotation of a GenBank genome assembly